GGCUCCCCCAGCAACGAGCAUACCCCUGGGCCGCCCCAGGAGAGAUCUCGAGCCCAAUCUGGCUGACUGGUGAUGUGCACUCCGGAUCGCAGCAGUUUGUUUUUUGCCUUGCCUUAUCCCACAUGACCUGUCGUAUUUCCAAGCAACGUCAGUCUCGGUCUGCUUUUCUUUUUCGACAGAGACACCCAUCCUGCCAUCCUGUCGCUCUCGCAGACAAGUCCUGCAAUUCCUGCUUUGAUCUCUUCUCCCCCCCCUCUCGAGUCCCGCCGCUUCCUGCGCAUUUCCAUUGUUUUAUCCAAGCGUUGCAUCUCUUUGUACACUGCAAGCUUGCUUGGCUCGACCCGACCCGACCCCGACUCAGCUUGACUCCACUGCCAGUGCGCUCGUUGCCCGGUCAGACCCUCUCCACGCUGCCGUCUUGCGAUCGUAAACCCAGUGCUCCGACUCCACUCUGUGCGCCCCAGUGACGCGACUGCGCAGCACUCGACGACGAUAAUUUCGCUGCGUCGCUGCUUCGUUGCGUCAAGUCGCCGCCGGAGCUGCUAUAACCGCUGCUAUAUAUAACCCCUUCGCUUGCAGCUUGCAGUGCCUUCCAACAGCCUCGAGACUGGAGCAAGCAGCACCCCAAUCCCCAGCCCCAAACGGCUGUCGCAGACGUUGAGCUGCUGGGUUGGUAUACAAACCUAUGAGUUCACCAUCCGUGUCUGUUGGACCCAAUGGAUUCAGAUGGCCCUGAGACCCAGCCCACCCAGCAGGCUACCCAGAAUGUCCUCGACCCUCGCCGCCUGGGCAAGCAGAACUCGGGCUUCUCAGAUGACGACAUCGCCGAUAUAAUAUGCCUCCUCCUUCCCUACUCGGACGGCGCCCGCGCCGAGCUUCGCGAGAUGGCAAUGCGUAUGUCUCAACACAUGGUCGACGCCGACGAUGCGGCCCAUCCCGACCUACAGGCAGCUGACGGCCUGAGCCUCAUGCCGCGCCUUGUCGGCGAGCAUGCCCUGGUCUUGCGUCUUUCGGCGCCAGUUAAAGACCCUGUGCAGGGCUUCACAUUCGGUCGGAAUCUUGGGCGGUGUGAUGUGUGCUUCCAAAACGAUCCUAUGAGGAGGCUGAGCAACAUACACUUUCGGAUUUACCUCAACGAAUACGGCGUCCUUAUGCUGGAGGACUCUUCCAUAAAUGGGACUGUUGUCGAUGGGACGCUGCUGAAGGCCAGGCAAGGGGACAGAGCAAAAACAGGGGAAAAGAAGUUGCCCAAGCGCAGGACCAUCAACCCGGGCUCCAGGAUACGCAUCCUCAUGCACGAGGACCAGGAUGAUCUGGACUUCAUGGUGCAGAUACCACGCCGGGAAGGAGAUUACGAGGAGAUGUAUAGAAGGAACUUGACUCGAUACAUGCAGCGCCUGGCACAGAUCCGCGCCCAUGACGACCCUGUAGACGCGGCCAAGACCAUCACAGCUGGACCUGGGGGACAUCUGGACUUGUUUCCCGUGAACGAAACGAAACAGCCAACACCACGAGCCGCCAGGCGUCAGCUGCGGCUACCCGAUGACCCCACACAGGAGGACAUGGGGAGACUGCCCAAGGAGUGGAACGGCUCAAACAAGUACAACCGUGUCGGCCGUAUUGGCAAGGGCGCUUUCGCAACGGUGUACAAGGUCACUGCGAAGUUCGACGGGAAGCCAUAUGCCGCCAAGGAGCUGGACAAGAGGAAAUUCAUGAAGAACGGCGUGCUCGAUCAGAAAGUCGAGAACGAGAUGAGGAUCAUGCAGAGGGUGAAACAUCCAAACAUCGUAGCCUACAUUGAGCAUAUCGACUGGGAUGACCGGCUCAUGAUCAUCAUCAUGGAGUACGUGCCCUAUGGUGAUCUUGGCAGUCUCAUCGCGGAUAACGGACCGUUGAGAGAAGAGAUUGUCCGCGAAGAGGCCAGUCAAAUGCUCAGUGCGCUGUCGUACCUACACGCCAAUAACAUCACUCAUCGUGAUGUCAAACCAGACAACAUUCUCUGUUAUUCAUGCCAGCCUUUCCUCAUUAAAUUGACUGACUUUGGGCUUUCGAAAAUGGUCGAGACCGAGCAGACCUUCUUGAAAACCUUCUGUGGAACACUGUUGUAUUGCGCUCCGGAAGUAUACAACGAGUUUGCCGAAUACGAUGAGUACGGCCACAGGCAUCCGAGGAAUAGGCAGCGCCGCAGGCCCGUCGGUCAGCGAUACGACCACGCUAUUGACAUAUGGUCACUCGGCGGCGUGCUGUACUUCACCAUGACAGGAGAACCUCCCUUCCCGGCCAAGAAUGGCAUCAGUUAUACCGAGCUUCUCCACCAGAUCAUGACCAAAAAGCUCAACACAAAGCCACUGGAAAACAUGGAAAUGACACAACUCGGUAUCGACUUCUUGUUGCGCUUAAUGCAGAGACGUCCAGAGCAGCGUGCAACGAUCGAGGAGCUUCGGUCUCACCAGUGGUUACAGGGGACGGGCUUCUCCCAGCAAUCAAACGAGGAGGACAUCGACGAAGGCCUCCAGAAAGAAGCCUCUCAGUUGAGCUUACAAGACAGAGAUUCUCCAUCACGGAACCCUGUCGGCGAUGAUCUGACCGACGACGACGACGUCCUCAAUCUGGAGCAAUAUGCCGGUGAAGGCGUCGACGGCGCGCAUUUCGAUGGCUACGAAUCUCAAAAGGAGAACUAUACAUUUGGUCAGAUGGAACAGCAGCGCUCAAAGCUCUUUGGGGAGGUGAAUGGGUCAGCUGUCGGAAGUGCAGGGGUCAUUCCGUCCACUCGUCUGAAUUUGCCGGAUUCGGUAGUCAGUUUGGACAGAACUGAAAUUCUCGAUCCCGAAGGCAAGGGCAGCUUCGGAUCGGACGAUUCGACGCCUCGGCAGACAAAGAGAUCACAGCCUACCCCACGAGCCACCGUUCCAGCAGCUCUGACACAGAGUAAUCGAUCUGCCAGUCGCUCCGUAGACGACAUCAACAACAUGACAUUCGACCCUGAGUCCCAGGAUCUCGAGGGCGCAGAGUCUCAGUUGGAGCAUCUUAACAUGAAAUCGCUGCAUCCAUCGAAUGGACUGUCUUACAUGAGCAGCUUCAAUACUAGCAAGAGGAAGCCCGGAUACGACACGAGCGAUGAAUUUGACAGCACUCCAAGGGCGCGACCACCGGUCAAGAAACUCAGAUCCGACAGCCUGUUUGACGAUGCGAUGAGCUGGGAUGAAGACAGCGAGCAGGGGCUGUAUGCUCAGAUUCCACCGCUGCCUCGAGUCAAUUCGCAUAGGCAGAUUGAUAAGCCCGUGCACAAGUCCACAUACUGGGAUGCGCGAGACGAGCGAAGUUGGCAUCUCAGGUACCCAGAAAUGACCCAAUUACAACACGAUGCGUUCGCUUCAGCGGCCAAACAACGGGGUGAAUCUUUUGCUCCAGGAAAAUCCGCGCUCUGGGACCUGGCGAUGAAGCAUUUCCCUCCGGCAGCUGGACAGACACCACCACCACCGCUUGAGCGCCGCAGCAGUGCAUCCGACUCCGAGUCAAGAGCAUCGGGACAUAGGUCUGAUGCGUCCAGCGACAGACCACUGAGCUCCAACGAUGCGGGCAAUGAGGACGAGGAUAUGCCUGACACCCUUCAGCCGGACCACGGCACCAUCAUUCCGGCUCAAGCGGAUCCACCGCUGAACAGAGUUGUAGCUACCCUCGAUUCGGCGGAGGGGUCCGUCAUAUCUGGUAUUUCGGUACCGAUCAAUCAGGCUAUGAUUUCCUGGGGACGAGCCCCUGAGAACACACACAUCUACACACCAAAGACGGAGUCCAAGGUUCCGAAGUAUGCUAUGAAAGUCAUACUCUGGAGAGACGGCUACGAACCAUCCAAGAACUUUCGCCCAUGGAACAAUGCAGCGGAUGGCUUCUACUUCUACAUUUCCACCAAAGCUACCAACGGCAUCCAAAUCAACAAGACCGUUCUGCCAUCUGAUGAGCCAAAGAAUCCUAAAGGCCCCUCGAAGAACUGGAUCAGACUGCAUGAUGGGGAUCUAGUAACGUUCUGGAGGUCCGGCGAUGGCGACGAGCAGCUCAAAGCGAAGCUCGUGUUUCACUGUAGCUGGGGUGGUUCAUCACAACCACGGGCCACAGCGGCCGAGUUGGUCGCGCCCGAGGCUGCUAGCUGCUUGGAUGUGUCUUGUCGUAAGGCCGAAGACCGCAUCAAGAAGCUAGCGGAAUACGACCACAGCCUCGAGGAGGCUGACAUUGAUGCACUGGAGCGUCACAAGAACAUCGAGAGGGAGCGGCUGCGGUCGCAAAAUUUCGAGAGUAAGCGUCUCGAGGCUUGCCGAAUGCUGGCCAUGAGGGCGAGUCGCCGGAGCUCACCGGCAUCUGUCUCGCCCAUCGUCCCACCAUCAUCGGCGCCACCAGCUAUCAUGACUGGUGUUGGCGCGAUUCCACGGCACAGAAGUGUCCCCGCCCUCAAGCACGCAACAUCGGGUCUGGACGCGCGCGCGUUGCAGACUAUGGCUGAGGAGUGAGGCAGGCUUUGGUGAUAACGGCUUGUAUUCUCGAGGAUAUCGGCAGGCAACGUCCGCUUCGAAUUUCUCACAGAAUAUACGACGUAAGACGCAAGACAGCUCGCGGAGGUACUGAAGAGUAUCAAUUGAUCCGAGCAGAUUACACCAGACGGUUUGAUUUUCGGUCCAACAAGCAUCGACUUAUAUAUCCACAAGAGGCUGUAUGUGUGUUGUCACUUCGUCUCAUACAAAUUUUUUCCAAGGGACCAAAAAGUUCACAAGUGUGUAUAGAAAGAAGCAUAGCAGGCGGCGGUAAUUGUUAUUAUUUGAUGAGCGGGGGUCGUGUAUCCUUGUAUCUCGGGUCGCUACUGAGAUGCAACAUGGCAUGGAGCGAUAAUAAGAGAUCGCAUUCAAUGGUCGCGGCGGGUCCCGGGCAAUCAGACAUACAAAUAGCGAGGAAGAUAGUCUGUAUCAUCGAAUUUAAUGCACUGGGUCAUUUUGA
This is a messenger RNA of Diaporthe batatas, 4983 nucleotides long. RefSeq lists its product as uncharacterized. The transcript is spliced from 4 exons. Gene Ontology annotation, cellular component: cytoplasm. Lineage: Eukaryota; Fungi; Ascomycota; Sordariomycetes; Diaporthales; Diaporthaceae. The record is from RefSeq and is a predicted model, not a curated record. Gene Ontology annotation, molecular function: ATP binding; protein serine/threonine kinase activity; protein binding. Gene Ontology annotation, biological process: peptidyl-serine phosphorylation; autophagy. The coding region runs from base 717 to 4502 and encodes 1261 amino acids.